Pocillopora verrucosa is the source of this 1131-nucleotide messenger RNA. RefSeq names its product ATPase ASNA1 homolog. Gene Ontology annotation, molecular function: ATP binding; ATP hydrolysis activity. Gene Ontology annotation, biological process: post-translational protein targeting to endoplasmic reticulum membrane. NCBI's taxonomy places the organism in Eukaryota, Metazoa, Cnidaria, Anthozoa, Scleractinia, Pocilloporidae. The record is from RefSeq and is a predicted model, not a curated record. Gene Ontology annotation, cellular component: GET complex.
UUUCUUGUUAACGCUCAUUUCAAGAUGGCGUCCGCCAGCAUCGUAGAAGAAGCUGAAGUUUUCGAACCGUCGAUUCAAAAUAUCAUCGAUCAAAUAACGCUGCGAUGGGUUUUUGUCGGAGGAAAAGGUGGUGUUGGUAAGACAACAUGCAGUUGUAGCAUUGCUCUUCAACUCGCUAAAACAAGAGACACUGUCCUGAUUAUUUCUACUGAUCCUGCUCAUAACAUAUCAGAUGCGUUCAACCAGAAAUUUAGCAACACUCCAACCAAGGUUCAAGGCUGUGAUAACCUCUAUGCAAUGGAAAUAGACCCUAAUGUUGGAUUUUCUCAGCUUCCUGAUGAUAUUUUAGAUGAGCCAGACUUGAUGUCCAUGGGUAAAGGUAUGAUUAAGGAACUAUUAGGAGCUUUUCCUGGAAUUGAUGAAGCCAUGAGUUUUGCUGAGGUUAUGAGGCUAGUGAACACAAUGGAUUUUAGUGUAGUGGUAUUUGACACAGCUCCAACAGGCCACACCCUCAGACUACUUGCAUUUCCAUCAAUUAUUGAAAAAUCUCUUGGAAAAAUUUUAGCUCUGAAGAACAGUAUUGGACCAUUUGUCUCUCAGUUUGGCUCUUUGCUGGGUAUAAAUGAUAUGAAUGCAGAUCAAAUGACCAAGAAGUUAGAAGACACACUGCCCGUGAUACAGCAAGUCAGUCAACAGUUUAAAAAUCCGGAUCACACAACAUUUGUAUGCGUUUGUAUAGCAGAGUUUCUGUCCCUCUACGAAACAGAGAGAUUAGUUCAAGAGCUCAGCAAGUCAGACAUUGACACACACAACAUCAUUGUCAACCAACUGAUUUUCCCCGACAAAGAGAAAGCAUGCGCAUUAUGCCAAGCCAGAUACAAAGUACAGAAUAAAUAUCUCGAGCAGAUUCAAGACUUGUACGAAGACUUUCACGUUGUAACUCUGCCACUCUUGGCUCACGAAGUACGAGGUCGAGAAAAACUUGAACAAUUUUCUAGAAAUCUGUUAACUCCAUACUCCAACUAGAACGUGAAAAGUUGAAAUAAGAAGGAACAAAAACAUAAACAAAAACAAAACAAAAGUAAAACAAGCAAACAAAACAAAAUACAUGAAAUAAAUUUUAACAAGUUU